This is a messenger RNA of Physeter macrocephalus (sperm whale), 441 nucleotides long. RefSeq names its product ubiquitin-like. Bases 1 to 441 code for a protein of 146 amino acids. Gene Ontology annotation, cellular component: nucleus; cytoplasm. The record is from RefSeq and is a predicted model, not a curated record. The transcript has 2 exons. NCBI's taxonomy places the organism in Eukaryota, Metazoa, Chordata, Mammalia, Artiodactyla, Physeteridae. Gene Ontology annotation, molecular function: protein tag activity; ubiquitin protein ligase binding. Gene Ontology annotation, biological process: protein ubiquitination; modification-dependent protein catabolic process.
AUGAAUGUUAUGUUUGCCACUGAUGAGUUGGAAAACUUCAGGUAUGUCCCUGAAUUUCCUCAUCUUCAAAUCUGUGGUCAUAACAGUAGCCACUACCAACAGCUGCAACAAAGAUUACACGAGAUAAGACAAGCACUUCAUCCAGGGUCUGGCACGCAAGUGUUCAAUUACUGCUGGCUGCAUCUUCGGAUUCUCUCACAGGUCAAAAGGCAGAUCUUCGUGAAAACCUUGACUGGCAAGACCAUCACCCUGGAGGUGGAGCCCAGUGACACCAUCGAGAACGUGAAGGCCAAGAUCCAGGAAAAAGAAGGCAUCCCCCCUGACCAGCAGAGGCUCAUCUUUGCAAGCAAACAGCUGGAAGAUGGCCACACUCUUUCUGAUUACAACAUCCAGAAAGAGUCUACCCUGCACCUGGUCCUAUGUCUGAGGGGUGGCUGUUAA